Cornus florida is the source of this 1661-nucleotide messenger RNA. Its product is annotated as RGG repeats nuclear RNA binding protein A-like. Gene Ontology annotation, cellular component: nucleus; cytoplasm. Gene Ontology annotation, molecular function: RNA binding. NCBI's taxonomy places the organism in Eukaryota, Viridiplantae, Streptophyta, Magnoliopsida, Cornales, Cornaceae. Bases 219 to 1310 code for a protein of 363 amino acids. The record is from RefSeq and is a predicted model, not a curated record. The transcript has 7 exons.
UACAUCUCAAUUCUCUUCUGCUUCGGCUAGGGUUUUCAGAGCCCCCAUUUCUCUCUCUCUACACAAACACACACUUUCUCUCUCUAUCAUUUCUAAGUUAUUGUUGUGCACUAAUUUUUAGAUCUAUCCAUGGAGUUAAACAAGAGCUAGGGUUUCGUGGUUGCUACUAUCUUCAAAAAGUCUAGGGCUUUUCAUUUCUAAAUCUAUAACUGUAAAAAAUGGCAACCACAAACCCAUUUGAUCUUCUGGGUGAUGAUGACAAUGACGACCCCAGUCAGCUCAUCGCUAAGCUCCCGCCGCCGGACAAGAAGUCUCCAGCUCCGGCCCAAGCUGCCGCUGGUCAGCCGGCGAAGCAGGCCAAGCUGCCUUCGAAGCCCACCCCUCCUUCUCAGGCUGUGAGGGAGGCAAGGAAUGAUGCUCCACGUGGAGGCCGAGGUGGAGGGCGUGGACUUGGACGCGGACGUGGUGGUGGUGGUGGAUUUAAUCGGGAUCCAGUCAGCAAUGAAAAUACUUUUGGCAGCAGCAGUGGAUUUUCUGGAGGGUACAGACCCUCUGAGGAAGGAGAUGCUGGGAGAUCUUCUGAAAAGCGUGGGUAUGGUGGGCCUCGUGGCGGUUUCCGUGGUGGUCGCCGAGGUAAUUUUGGCAAUGGAGAAAUUACAGAAGGGGAACGUCCUCGGAGGACAUAUGAGCGGCAUAGUGGAACUGGCCGUGGGAGUGAGGUCAAACGUGAUGGUGCUGGUCGUGGGAAUUGGGGAACUCCUACCGAUGAAAUUGUUCCGGAGACCGAAGAACCUGUCAUUGAAAUUGAGAAGAAUGUGGACGCUGAUAAGCAAAUGGGACAGGAAGACGCUGGAGAUGCCAACAAGGAGAACCCAGCAAAUGAGCCAGAAGAGAAGGAGCCUGAACAAAAGGAGAUGACUCUGGAAGAGUAUGAGAAAGUACUUGAAGAGAAGAGGAAGGCUUUGCUGGCGCUAAAGACCGAGGAACGGAAGGUUAAUGUGGACAAAGAAUUUGAAUCAAUGCAACUGCUUUCAAGCAAGAAGAGUGAUGAAGAGAUCUUCGUAAAAUUGGGUUCUGAGAAGGAUAAGCGUAAAGAAGCUGCUGAAAAAGAAGAGAGAGCCAAAAAGUCUGUCAGCAUAAAUGAAUUUCUGAAGCCUGCUGAAGGAGGAAAGUACUAUAGCCCUGGUGGUCGUGGCCGGGGACGUGGCCGUGGUACAAGAGGAGGAUUCAGCGGAAGCUACACAGCGAACAAUGUGGAAGCCCCAUCCAUUGCAGAUGUUGGCCAGUUCCCUUCCCUGGGUGCUAAGUGAGGGUUCGCCCUGUGCAGCUUCCUCAAUCGCGUUGGAUUCUCCCUGGUUUCUUUUUGGGAUCCUGAUGAUAUUUGAGGAGGGCUCAUUAGAGCAAAAUGGUCACAGGAAUAAUAUAUUUUCCUGUCUAAAACUAUCUUUAAACUGUUACUUUGUCAAAGAGUGUAUAUUUUAGAUGUUUUUGUGGGUCGAUGCCCAUGGUUCUCAUCGUGAUCUUGAUUUCCAUGGAUACACACUUCAAUCAUAUUUAGGUCAUUAGAGGUUAUUCUCAUGUCUUUGAUAGAGAUGUGGGGUAUCAUUUUUGAUUUGGACUUGGUUGAGAAUAGUAUUUGGUUUCUCUUUUUGAUGUCACAA